Rana temporaria (common frog) is the source of this 2741-nucleotide messenger RNA. It is a transcript of the gene GCK, whose product is annotated as glucokinase. Gene Ontology annotation, cellular component: mitochondrion; cytosol. The record is from RefSeq and is a predicted model, not a curated record. The transcript is spliced from 10 exons. Gene Ontology annotation, molecular function: mannokinase activity; ATP binding; glucokinase activity. Bases 601 to 1977 code for a protein of 458 amino acids. Gene Ontology annotation, biological process: regulation of insulin secretion; intracellular glucose homeostasis; glycolytic process. NCBI's taxonomy places the organism in Eukaryota, Metazoa, Chordata, Amphibia, Anura, Ranidae.
AUUGAUUAACAAAGAUCAGGCUCCCGAAUGAAUUUUUUGAGAAUAUCUAAGAAGGGCAGCAGGUUCAUUCACACAUUCAUCUUUCCACAUGGGUCCUGCAUUCUCCUUUUGAUAUUUUGAUCAUGCAAUUUGUAUUUCUAAUGCAUUUCUUAAAUAAUAUCUUAACCUAGAUUGCAAUCACUUACUCCAAAUAUUGUCACUGGAUUGAAUUUUUCUCCAAAUCUAAUACCUGGUGACCUUUUCUCUCCCCGUCUGUUCUGCCCUUUAAAUUACAUCAUACAUUGAAUCGUUAUCAAGUUGAACUGUGGGCUACUCAUAACUAGUAGCGACAGGCUGGCAUUUUGUAGCAGAAGAGACAACACAGAAUCAAAUGACCCUGGAGUUACACAACGUAUACUACACAUUAUGGAUAGUAAAUGGACAGGGCUUAACUAAUACAUCCUGGAUGGACUGAUUAAUGUGAGACACUAAAUGUUACCAACACUUUGCAUGUAGCACACACAAAGAACACUCUUCAGACAAGAAAACCUGCAUUGUAUACACAGUGAAAACUGGUGUCACACAUCUGAGUAUCCUGGUUGACCUCCCUGCUUGGAAGACAUGGAAAAAGAACUGCAUCCUGAUGUGGAACAGAUGCUGGCGGAGUUCAGGCUUCAUGAAGAAGACUUGCAGGUCCUAAUGGGCAGGCUGCAGGUAGAGAUGGAGCGAGGCCUUCAUCUGGAGACCAAUGAAGAAGCUAGUGUGAAAAUGCUGCCUACCUAUGUACGAUCUACACCUGAUGGCUCCGAGGUUGGUGAUUUUCUGGCCUUGGAUCUUGGCGGCACAAAUUUCCGUGUAAUGCUGGUGAAAGUCGGAGAGGAUCUGGAUGGACAGUGGAAAGUAGACACAAAGCACAAAAUGUAUUCAAUUCCCGAGGAUGCCAUGACAGGAACUGCAGAAAUGCUGUUUGAUUACAUUGCUGAAUGUAUCUCGGAUUACCUGGACCAGCAGAAUAUGAAGCAUAAGAAGCUCCCACUGGGCUUUACCUUCUCCUUUCCUGUCAGACAUGAAGAUAUUGACAAGGGCAUCCUCCUGAACUGGACCAAAGGCUUUACAGCAUCGGGAGCAGAGGGAAACAAUGUGGUUGGAUUGCUAAGGGAAGCCAUCAAGAGAAGAGGGGAUUUUGAGAUGGAUGUUGUUGCCAUGGUGAAUGAUACUGUUGCUACUAUGAUCUCUUGUUACUAUGAAGAUCAUCGCUGUGAAGUUGGCUUAAUAGUGGGCACCGGGUGCAAUGCCUGCUACAUGGAAGAGAUGUGCAAUGUGGAACUGGUGGAAGGAGAAGAGGGGCUCAUGUGUGUCAACACGGAAUGGGGAGCAUUUGGGGACACAGGGGAACUGGAAGAUUUUCGACUGGAAUAUGACCGAGUGAUAGAUGAAGGCUCACUAAAUCCUGGUCAGCAACUCUAUGAGAAGAUGAUUGGUGGAAAGUACAUGGGAGAGCUGGUCAGGUUGGUCCUGAUGAAAAUGGUGAAUGAAAAUCUAGUGUUUGGUGGCGAAGCCUCUGAAAAACUAAAGACAAAGGGAAGUUUUGAAACACAGUUUGUGUCUCAAGUAGAAGGGGAUUCUUCAGACUUUAAACAGACUUGCAACAUCCUGCGGACACUGGGCAUGCAGCCCACAUUGGCAGAUUGUCAGGCUGUGCGCAUGGCCUGUGAGAGUGUAUCCACACGAGCUGCUGGUAUGUGUGGUGCAGGUCUGGCUGGUGUUCUCAAUCGAAUGCAUAAGCACAGAGGAGACGACAUUCUGAAGAUCACAGUGGGAGUGGAUGGAUCCGUUUACAAGCUCCACCCUGCUUUUAAAGACAAGUUUCAUGCUACAGUUCACAAAUUGACCCCUUCUUGUGAGAUUGUCUUCAUCCAAUCAGAGGAAGGCAGUGGUAGAGGAGCUGCUCUGAUAUCUGCAGUGGCCUACAAAAUGGCUUGUCUUAUCGGACAUUAGCCAUUGCACCACCCUCUCUCCCUGGACGCCUGUUUCCAUACGACCUCCCAAGAUCUACUGAGUCUCUGCAAACCUGCUUAGCAGAGGCAAAACUAUUAAAGGCUUCAGCCAAGAGUUUCAUAAAUAUGAAGGAUGGCUACUGAACUGCUACAGAACAGAGUUUUGUUCCCAGAGUAAGUGCCACCUGAUACAGGUGUAGAACAAUGUUGUAUCAUUAAGCCCUACCAGAAUGAUAAAGCCACAUCUGAAGUGACUAACAUAUACCAAUCAACACUCAGAUAUGGCCUACUAGACUUUGUUGUUGAAUUUACAGUGUUUUUAGAAGGAAUUUCUUUCAAAAUUCUGAAGCACCCUACAAUGGCCAUCUGGACAGACUCACAUAAGUAAUGGUCCUUUACCUCAAGAAAAGUGGACAACAUGAAUCUUUACACUUACAGUUUUAAAGCAAACAUGGACAAAAUACUACACGUGGUAAUGUUUUAAAGAAAAUAAUAUUAGUAUGUUGACUGAAUUUCGAUGGUAGGAAUGACUGACUUCUUUAAAGUAGUAUCCCUCCUGUGGAUAUUCUCAGGUUACAGUUGUCUAUCCUCAUGUACCACUCUGACAGAACACAACAGAAUAACCAGUUUACAGACAAUGAAGGUCUGAUGGACAUUAAAGAAGGCUGGACAAGAAAUUAUGUCAUGCAUCCACUUCUAUGCAUUAUUACAGCUUUAGACCCCUUUCACACUGAGGAGUUUUUCAGGCGGUACAGCGCUAAAAAU